GUUCCUUGUUCUGCUCUGAGAUCCUUAUAAGGAUGGACUGAACGUCUGAGCGGCAUUCACCAGAACUCUGCAGAACCCUGCGUCUGACUGAGAAAGGAGCUCUUUCAUUUGAAUCCAAGGUCUCCAGUUUGUCUCCAGGAGCUGAAAGAUGCCGCAGUACGUCACUGAACUCGACGUCUCUGUGAACGCCGACGAGGAGAGUCUGCUACGGAAAAACGGCUUCACCAGCGUUCCUGUUGAUCUGAACUCAGGGAGCGGCGGAGACAGAAUCUUCCUCUGGUACAAAACCAGCGACUGCCCAGCAAUCUCCAGGAUCCAGUUUUCCUUCACCCCCGUAAUGGAGACGGGUCUCAUCAAGGAAGGGUACCACAAGGUCGACAAAAACCUCAACGCCGGAACCCGCGGCGGCCCCAUCUACCUGUGGUUCUACAAAGGCUCCACUGCGUACGACGUCCCCAUCGUGGAGCUCAGCGUCUCCACGGAUGCGGGAAGUGACGCCAAAAAGGCCCAGCCUCUGUGGGAGAGGUCGGCCUGUGAUCUGAACCGGGCGGCUGGAGGAAAAUGGAUGUACCUGUGGGUGAAGAGGGAGAGUCAGACCUACAUCUGUGACAUCACCGCCGCCGCCGGCAGCGACGGGGACGCCGAGCUCCUCCGGGAAGGCUACAUCCGGGUGGACGAAGACACCAACAGGGGCGCGGGUGGGGCUUACGUUUUCAUCUGGUACCGACAGACCACCGACAGUCAGAAGGCCGUCAAAGAUCUGCAGGUGUCCACGGACGAGAAGUCCAUAGAGAGCUAUCAGAACCAGCUCUACGAGCAAGUGGACACCAACCUGAAUGAGGGGACAGGAGGAGUCCCGGUGUAUCUGUGGUACAAGACCACAGAGUGCAGCAAAGACCCCGUCAGGAUGGUCACCGUGAUCCUGGACCCGGGCGCGUCGCACCCCUACAUGAAGGCCGGCGUCCAGGUCAUUGAGAAAAACCUCAACGAGAGUAAUUCAGGCCUCAAAGAGUACCUGUGCUUUCAUUAGAGAGAGCGUCCUCGGUUCUGAGCAUGCUCAGUGAGAGGAACGAAUUACCUCAGGUGAUUCUGGUCACGUGACCUGACGUGGGUUAAUAAAGCUGAGCCUCUGACCGUG
Molecule: messenger RNA, 1138 nt
Organism: Fundulus heteroclitus (mummichog)
Lineage: Eukaryota; Metazoa; Chordata; Actinopteri; Cyprinodontiformes; Fundulidae
Exons: 3
Coding region: 149-1030 (293 amino acids)
Source: RefSeq, a predicted model, not a curated record